GAGCCAUUUCCACGCAACCAUUUCCUUACCCAGAGGACAGAUUCCAGAAGCAUUAUGAGAAAGCCUCUUAUCCCUCGAGCCCUGACUGACAAUCUGGUUCUAGCCUGCAGCACCGAUCAUCGAAAGGAUGGCAGACGAGAAAGCGUUGGCGACCAGCCAGAUGACCACGACCAUAUCUCAGCCUCGCAGCGAACCAACUCAGCCUGCAGAUGCUCAUGCAGCAGGGACCCCGAUGAUGGCCAAUGACGGUGAUGUCGUUGAUAUAGCAGACAUGAAGAAGACCACACUAGAGGAUCGGCAGAGCGGAGAGAAUGAUAUUGAGGAAGCUGGCAUCAACUACAAUCCACGGCAAUGGUAUCGCCGCCAUGCGUCCAGGUACUCCAAACAUGUAGUAUAUGCCGGGAUCUGGAUCCUGUUCACAGGAUGGUGGAUCGCUGGUCUUAUCCUCCAUCGCUAUGACUUGGGGUGGCUGAUCCCGUUUCUGCUCUAUCUCGCUAUCACCCUGCGUCUCAUAUUCCUCUAUGUUCCAAUCUCAGCGCUCACGCGACCAGUAUUCUUCGUGUGGAACCAGACGGCCUCACGUUCUGUCAGUUAUGUGCCAGAAAAGCUUCGCAUCCCAGGCGCGGCCCUCAUAACCAUUGGCGUCAUCGUCGUCGGAGCUUUCGCGUCCCCCGAGUCGCAUGAAAACACACGAGCAGACAGAGCCGUCAGCCUCUUUGGGCUUGUCGUUUUCCUGUUCGCCCUAUGGCUUAGCUCUCGCAAUCGGAAGAAGAUUGUCUGGCACACUGUCAUUGUUGGCAUGCUGGUCCAGUUCAUUAUCGCGCUGUUUGUCCUACGCACCAAGGCCGGAUACGACAUCUUUAACUUCAUUUCCACCCUCGCCCGGGAGCUUCUCGGCUUUGCCGAACAAGGCGUCGACUUUCUCAUUGAAACUGGCUGGGCUGAGAAACAUAGUUCUUGGUUCCUGGUCAGCGUCAUCCCAGCCAUCAUGUUCUUCGUCUCUCUGGUGCAGCUCCUCUACUACACGUCCGUCCUGCAAUGGGCCGUCCGAAAGUUCGCCAUCUUCUUCUUCUGGUGCAUGAGAGUCUCCGGCGCCGAAGCUGUCGUCGCAGCCGCCUCCCCAUUCAUCGGCCAAGGCGAAUCCGCCAUGCUCAUCAAACCCUUCGUCCCGUAUCUCACCAUGGCCGAAGUCCACCAAAUCAUGUGUUCCGGAUUCGCAACUAUCGCCGGCUCCGUCCUCAUCGCCUACCUCGGCAUGGGCGUCAAUCCGCAAGCCCUAGUAUCCUCCUGCGUAAUGAGCAUUCCCGCCUCUCUAGCGGCAUCUAAGCUGCGCUGGCCCGAGGAAGAAGAAACCCUAACAGCCGGCCGCGUCGUCGUCCCCGAAGACGACGAACACAAAGCCGCCAAUGCGCUUCACGCAUUUGCCAACGGCGCCUGGCUAGGGAUCAAAAUCGCCGGCAUGAUCGCCGCAAACCUACUCUGCAUCAUCUCUUUGAUCGGACUUAUCAACGGCCUUCUCACCUGGUGGGGCCACUACUUGAACAUCAACAACCCCCCCUUAACCAUCGAACUCAUCGUCGGAUACCUCUGCUACCCCAUCGCCUUCCUCCUCGGCGUAUCCCGAAACAGCGAUCUCCUCAAAGUGGGCAAGCUAAUCGGCACAAAACUCGUCAUGAAUGAAUUCGUCGCCUACAACGCCCUCCAAACCAACCCCGACUACCAAGACCUCUCCCCCCGCUCCCGUCUCAUCGCCACCUACGCCCUCUGCGGCUUCGCGAACAUCGGCGCCCUGGGCAACCAGAUCGGAGUGCUCGCUCAGCUGGCGCCCAGUCGUGCAGGCGAUGUUUCUCGGGUGGCAGUGAGUGCGAUGCUCACGGGAGCGAUUAGUACGUUCACUAGCGCUGCAAUUGCAGGGAUGUUGAUUGUGAACGAGGUGCAGUCUGCGAAGGAGGGGUCGUAGGUGUGUGCUAGGUGGUUAGUGGGAUGGUGUUGGGGGGGUGGGAGGUUUCAUGCCAUUUAUUGUGACUCCGUAGUACUAGACGCGUUUGCGAGACUAUGGACUCUGUACUCUGUACUCUAGCCUUGAAUAGAGGGGUGGUAGGUGGGCGGUUCACUUGCUGCUUGAUGAUGGUUCCGG
Aspergillus ibericus CBS 121593 is the source of this 2137-nucleotide messenger RNA. RefSeq names its product NupC/NupG family nucleoside CNT transporter. The record is from RefSeq and is a predicted model, not a curated record. Lineage: Eukaryota; Fungi; Ascomycota; Eurotiomycetes; Eurotiales; Aspergillaceae. Gene Ontology annotation, biological process: nucleoside transmembrane transport. Gene Ontology annotation, cellular component: membrane. Bases 272 to 1960 code for a protein of 562 amino acids. The transcript has 3 exons. Gene Ontology annotation, molecular function: symporter activity; nucleoside transmembrane transporter activity.